Messenger RNA from Papaver somniferum (opium poppy), 1366 nucleotides. Its product is annotated as (S)-coclaurine N-methyltransferase-like. Bases 131 to 1198 code for a protein of 355 amino acids. The transcript is spliced from 7 exons. The record is from RefSeq and is a predicted model, not a curated record. Lineage: Eukaryota; Viridiplantae; Streptophyta; Magnoliopsida; Ranunculales; Papaveraceae.
UCAGAAGUUGAGAGGCUAUAAAUAAACCACAGAGAGAAUAAGAUAGAUACCGUGAGAGACUUAAAGUCUUCCAAGUUCUUUCAUUUUUCAUCUUUGGUUUUCUUCAUUUUCUUGUUUUUGAGGAGCAGAAAUGGAGACAUUAAUUCAAGUACCAUACAAUGCUACAGUGCGUGUGAUGCUAAGUUCACUGGAAAGAAAUCUACUACCAGAUGUUGUCAUUAGGAAACUCACUAAAUUGUUGUUAGCAAGUAGACUUCGUCUGGGUUAUAAACCUUCUUCUGAAAUUCAGCUCUCUGAUCUUAUCCAAUUUGCACACUCUCUUGAAGAAAUGCCAAUUGCAAUUCAGACGGAAUCAGCAAAAGAACAGCAUUAUGAACUGCCGACAUCUUUUUUCAAUUUAGUCCUCGGAAAAUAUAUGAAAUACAGCUGUUGUUACUUUUCUGAUAAGAAUGCAACAUUGGAAGAUGCCGAACAAGCAAUGCUCGAACUAUACUGCGAGAGAGCACAAAUAAAAGAUGGUCAUACAGUUCUUGAUGUUGGGUGUGGAUGGGGCUCAUUUUCUUUGUACAUUGCACAGAAGUAUAAGAAUUGCAGCAUUACAGGGAUUUGCAACUCAAAGACUCAAAAAGAACAUAUAGAAGAACAAUGCAGAGAACUUCAGUUGCAGAAUGUAGAAAUAAUUGUAGCUGAUAUUAGCACAUUUGAAAUGGAGGGUUCUUACGAUCGAAUUGUAUCAAUAGAGAUGUUCGAGCAUAUGAAGAAUUAUAAGGAGCUUCUUAAGAAAAUAUCUAAAUGGAUGAAUGAAGACAGUCUCCUUUUCGUGCACUACUUCUGCCAUAAAGCUUUCGCAUACCACUUUGAGGACACAAGUGAAGAUGACUGGAUCACUAGAUACUUUUUCACUGGAGGGACAAUGCCUUCUGCAAAUCUACUACUCUACUUUCAGGAUGAUGUUUCCAUUGUUAACCAUUGGCUUGUAAACGGGAAGCAUUAUGCACAAACAAGUGAGGAGUGGCUAAAAAGAAUGGACAAAAACAUAAGCGCUAUAAAGCCAAUAAUGGAGUCAACUUACGGCAAGGAUUCUGCUGUUAAAUGGACCGUGUAUUGGCGGACGUUUUUCAUCUCAGUUGCUGAACUCUUCGGGUAUAAUAACGGAGAAGAAUGGAUGGUUGCACAUUUUCUAUUCAAGAAGAAAUAGAUAGAGAGAUGUGGGUGCUCUUAUUUUCAAUUGUUUUUCUUUUCAUCUUUUUCAGACAUUUUAAUGCUUUUUUGUUUUCACUAAAUGCAACUGAAUUGAACCUUUCUCACUGGUUUCAUCAUUUCCAAGUCCUGUCUUACUGAAAAUAAAAAGGGUCAUUUGGUACUA